UACAAACACACUUCUCACACUUCCAAGAUAUGCUUGUGGAGUGAAAGUUUUUAACGUUCUUUCAAGAUCAAGCAUCUUUUACGUUUGUCAACGUGCAAGCAAACGCAACAAACACCAUACAUCAAUUACUGGUUAAUCCUUUUGAUUUGGAUUGGGUACUCAUCUUACUCGUACGAAAGAAAAGUAUGUGUAUAGGUUAGAAGCAGCUAAUUUUAUUAAAAGAAAUAUGGAUAUGAUACUUAGCCGAGGUGCUAAAUUUUCGUGUAAUUUAGUUCCUCGAAUAUCAAAACUGCCUUCUACAAUAUUAAGGCAUCCACGAAUUUCUAGCUAUCAAAACACUCAGUUUCUAGGGAACCUUCGAAUCACGUCAUAUCAGUUAAAUAAUUACAGUUUAUUCAGUAAACAACAUAAAUAUGAGCUUGAAUCAAGUGCUUUACCUUGCUGUACAAAAGUUAUCCAGUACAGCACAUCAUCAAAAUCUGAUGUGGCUGCUCAGUCUGCAACCAGUAAGGACUGCAAUGAACCAAAAAAGGUUUCAAUCUUUCAAAAAAUGAAACAGCUUGCAAAAGAUUAUUGGCACAUUUUAAUUCCUGUACACCUCGUCACAUCAGCUGGUUGGGUAGCUAUCUUCUAUACUGCUGCUAAAAAUGGUGUAGAUGUUAUGGGAUUACUUGAAUCUCUACAUUUCAGUGAGAAAUAUUUAGAUAUGUUACGAGGUUCCAAUGCUGGACAUUGGGCAGUGACAUAUGCUCUGUAUAAAAUAUUUACUCCAAUCAGAUAUACAGCUACUGUUGGAGGUACAACCAUGUGUAUUAGAUACCUCAGUAGAAUGGGCUACUUAAAAUUCAAAGAUACUCGACGAGAAACUGCUAAACCUGUUCGUGCGAUCUCUUAUUAUGGAGUCCGCUAAGCAGAAAAUGGCUGACACUAGAGCAUCUUUUGGGAAAUCUAAAGAGCCAAAAUCGUAGCAAAGAGUAUGUAGUUAACCUUUGAAUCAAUUCAUUGUGACAGUUCUAUUUUGAUCUUGUAAAUGUACAUCAAUUAACUAAGGAUGGAGAAUAUCUACAUUUGAUAGAAAAGUAUACUCAUUUGAUUAUACUGUUCAAUUUUACUUUCAUAGAAAAAUAUAUAUAGUUGUACAUAUCAGUUGCUGUUUUUUUUUGUUUUGAAUGUAAUAUAUGUUAAUAGUGAUAAUGUAAACAUUAAAAAAAUUAUAUAUUUAUCCACAUAGAUAGACAAGCAAUAGUAAUGAAUUUAAAUAUUGAAAAGGGCAGAUAAAUUUGAUUUGAAAUUUAAACGGUAAAAAGGAUAAAAUAAAAUGCUUCAUG
Molecule: messenger RNA, 1328 nt
Organism: Phymastichus coffea
Lineage: Eukaryota; Metazoa; Arthropoda; Insecta; Hymenoptera; Eulophidae
Product: protein FAM210A
Exons: 6
Coding region: 227-910 (227 amino acids)
Cellular component (GO): mitochondrion
Source: RefSeq, a predicted model, not a curated record